AUGCCCUGCAUUGACAAGGGCAAAUUUGUGGAAUGCCAGCGUUUCGUCCAAUCGCUCCGCGCGGCUGGGGAUUCCGGCGACGCCGCGGUGGGCAGGAAGAUCCACGCACAGAUCAUCGCCAGUGGCUAUGGCGGCGAUCGAUUCGUGGCCAAUGCGGUGGUCCAGAUGUAUGGCCGCCUCGGGCUCGCCGAGGAAUCGCGCCGGGCAUUCCACGCGAUCCAGCACAAGAACGAGUUCUCCUGGGGCAUCGCCAUCGCGGCGUCCGCCGCCAGCGGCCGGAUCGACGAGGUGGAGCUCCUCUUCACCAGGACCCCGCAGCGCAGCGCCGUCCACUGGACGACGAUGAUCGUCGCCUACGCGCGCAAUGGCGAUCUGGAGAGGGCCAAAUCCCUGUUCGAAUCCAUCGGCGACGGGGAUGUGGUGCUCUCCAACGCGAUGGUCGCGAUAUAUGCCAGGAAUGGGUACCUCGAUCGCGCCAGGGCGAUGUUCCUGGCGAUGGCGCAGCGGAAUCUUGCGUCCUGGAACACAAUGGUGACAACACUUGCCAAAAAGGGGCAUUUGGAUCUUGCGAAGAAGUUCUUCGAGAGAAUGCCCGCGAGGAGCCGGUUGUCGUGGAAUUCCAUGGUCGCGACCACUGCCGAGAGUGGAGAUCUCUUUCACGCCAAGGAAUUGUUUGAUACGAUGCCGGAGAGAGAUCUCGUCUCGAAUAUCGUUUCGUGGAAUGCCCUUAUCACUGCUUAUGGAGUGGCCCUGAUGAUCGACAAGGCGAAAGAGAUCUUUCAGAAGGUGACGCACCGCGACGUUGUCUCGUGGACGGCCAUGGCGACGGCAUUUGCCCAGAACGGGAAUCUGGACGAUGCUCGGCGGUGCUUCGAAUCGAUGCCCGUGAAGGAUGUAGUGGCGUGGAACAUCCUUUGUCGGAGCUACGUCGCGCACGGCGAGAUCGACCAGGCGAAGCUCGAGUUUGAUCGGAUCCCAGAGAAGAACCUCGUCUCCUGGAAUGCGAUGAUCCACGCCUACACGCAGAGCCGCGCGCAAAGGUAG
This is a messenger RNA of Selaginella moellendorffii, 1044 nucleotides long. Its product is annotated as pentatricopeptide repeat-containing protein At2g35030, mitochondrial-like. Gene Ontology annotation, biological process: RNA modification. The record is from RefSeq and is a predicted model, not a curated record. The transcript has 2 exons. Bases 1 to 1044 code for a protein of 347 amino acids. NCBI's taxonomy places the organism in Eukaryota, Viridiplantae, Streptophyta, Lycopodiopsida, Selaginellales, Selaginellaceae. Gene Ontology annotation, molecular function: RNA binding; protein binding.